Anguilla rostrata (American eel) is the source of this 1301-nucleotide messenger RNA. Its product is annotated as 26S proteasome non-ATPase regulatory subunit 7. Gene Ontology annotation, molecular function: protein binding; metallopeptidase activity. The transcript has 7 exons. NCBI's taxonomy places the organism in Eukaryota, Metazoa, Chordata, Actinopteri, Anguilliformes, Anguillidae. The coding region runs from base 105 to 1085 and encodes 326 amino acids. The record is from RefSeq and is a predicted model, not a curated record. Gene Ontology annotation, cellular component: proteasome complex; proteasome regulatory particle. Gene Ontology annotation, biological process: proteasome-mediated ubiquitin-dependent protein catabolic process.
UGUCGGUGUCUCUGGGAAUUAUGGGAUUGCGGAAUCGUGACAGUCCGCAGUGAGGAUUUCAGCGGCUAGUUUCAUUCAUUUAGAAUUCAUUUUACAGAAUAAAAAUGCCGGAAUUAGCCGUGGAGAGGGUUGUUGUCCAUCCGUUGGUGUUGCUGAGUGUGGUGGAUCAUUUUAACAGAAUAGGAAAAGUUGGCAACCAGAAGCGAGUUGUGGGUGUUCUACUGGGUUCCUGGCAUAAGAAAAUCCUUGAUGUGUCCAACAGUUUUGCAGUGCCUUUUGAUGAGGACGACAAGGAUGAUUCAGUUUGGUUCCUUGAUCAUGACUACUUGGAGAAUAUGUAUGGCAUGUUUAAAAAGGUCAAUGCCCGAGAAAGGAUAGUUGGUUGGUACCAUACUGGACCAAAACUACACAAGAAUGACAUUGCCAUCAAUGAACUCAUGAAGCAGUACUGCUCGAAUUCAGUUUUAGUUAUUAUUGAUGUAAAGCCAAAGGACCUUGGUCUACCCACUGAAGCCUAUAUCUCUGUAGAGGAAGUUCAUGAUGAUGGCACCCCCACAUCUAAGACGUUUGAACAUGUGACCAGCGAGAUCGGGGCCGAGGAGGCAGAGGAAGUUGGUGUGGAGCACUUACUCAGAGACAUCAAGGACACGACGGUGGGCACCCUGUCCCAGCGCAUCACCAACCAGGUGCACGGCCUGAAGGGGCUCAACUCCAAGCUGCUGGACAUCAAGAGCUACCUGGAGAAGGUGGCCACCGGCAAGCUGCCCAUCAACCACCAGAUAAUCUACCAGCUGCAGGACGUCUUCAACCUGCUGCCCGACGUCAAUCUGCAGGAGUUCAUCAAGGCCUUCUACCUCAAGACCAACGACCAGAUGCUGGUGGUGUACCUGGCCUCCCUCAUCCGCUCGGUGGUGGCCCUGCACAACCUCAUCAACAACAAGAUCGCCAACCGCGACGCUGAGAAGAAAGAGGGCCAGGAGAAGGACGACAGCAAGAAGGAGAAGAAGGACGAAAAGGAGAAGGAGAAAGAGAAGGAGAAGGGAGAUGCCGCAGCCAAGAAAGAUGACAAGAAGGACAAGAAAUGAACUCGUGCAGCCAGCCAUUCCUGACACAACUUCGGCAGUGUUGGAGGAUUAACUUUUCUGUUUGUUUGUUUUUUUCCAUUUUUGUAGCUGGAAUUUGUAAGGUCCCGCCAGCUUGUGCAGAGUUGGAUGGGCACUGUAUUUAUCAUUUUUGAUAAGGACUCCAUGUUUUCUGUAUUCAUUAAAAGACGGAAGGGAAUAAAUGGAUUUCUUUUGUGA